CGAAGCCAUGGAGCUGCCCGAUCCCGUCCGGCAGCGGCUGGUAAACUUCAGCAGGACAGUAUUUACCGACACAAACCGGACCGGCCCGGAAUACAACGGCAACCCCGAUAAUGAAAUAGUCUCCAGUUUGGCAUUACAGAUGUCUCUUUAUUUCAACAUCUACUUCUUUCCAUUUUGGUGGGUGUGUAAUAUCAUCAUGCUCCAGCUGAAGUAUCCCAUCUUGCCUGAUUAUUAUAAAUUCAUUCUAGUCACCGUCGUUAUACUCAUAACCUUAAUUGAGGCCAUCCGGUUGUAUUUAGGAUAUAUGGGCAACCUACAGGAGAAGGUUCCUGAGUUGGCAGGCUUUUGGCUCUUGAGUCUUCUGCUGCAGCUGCCCCUCAUUCUCUUCUUGCUCUUUAAUGAAGGUCUGACGAUUCAGCCCCUAGAGCGAGCAGUCAACAUCAUCUUCACCGUCUUCCUUGCUUUCCAAGUUGUUGUAGCAUUUCUUGCCUUGAAGAAAAUGGCAAACCAAUUAGCCGCCCAUUUCCACCUCCAAGACUUUGAACGUUUUGAUAGAGAAAAGAGGACACAGAGUUUUACAGUGCCACAGCCAGAGGAGAUUUAUUCCACAGUUGUUGAGUAGGAGUCUGUACUAGAAACAGGACAGAUUGUACCAGAAGAUACCAAGAGCUGGGGAGAAGAUCCUACUGGAGAAAAAGAACAAAGCAAAUGCUGUACUAUAUUUUUGUUACUCAGAGAAAUUCUAUGGCGUGAGAGAAGAGGCAGCUCUAGUCAGGCUUUAUCUCCACAAUGCCAAAAACACAGGUGAAAAAUGAAAACUAAUUCUAAAAUAUAAGUGUUAUCAUUACCAUUUGAAAAUAGAUUUACUUUUAGUUAACAUUUUUAGUCUUUCUCUUCCUUUAUGUUUGAUACAUCAUGGCUACAGCCUUAAAAUAAAAUCUGUACCAUAUCCUCUAGUAGUGGAAGGAAAUAUCUUUUAAUAAUCCACAUUUCUAUCAUAUUUACCAUUUUAAGAGCUAUUAGUACAGUUGUGUGCUUUUCUUUGGGGCUUGUCAUUUUCUAUAGAUACUUCUGUUAGCAUUUAUUUCAUCUAUCUCUUUGAGCAUCCUUUUUUUCUUGAAACAUGCAGAGAAGUGCAUAUGCUUGUUAGUAUGCUCUGCUUUUAGAAUAUUUGUAAGGAAGACAAAAAUAGGGUUUUUAUGCCCAAAGUGGUGUUAAGUACUGGCUUUAACUCCCAUUUUGCAUGUAAGAAGUGCUUGGGGGAUAGAAGGAAGCACUAAUACUGUAGAAUGCCAUUUGUGAUAAUAUUGUUAUUUUCUACUAUAUCUAUUUUUUAAUUUUGUCUAGUGUGAGAAUGUUUUCAAAAUAAUAGAUUUUUAAAUAUUCUUAUAUUAAAACAUCAGCAAAUAUUCAUUCU
Messenger RNA from Vombatus ursinus (common wombat), 1417 nucleotides. RefSeq names its product transmembrane protein 17 (gene TMEM17). NCBI's taxonomy places the organism in Eukaryota, Metazoa, Chordata, Mammalia, Diprotodontia, Vombatidae. The transcript is spliced from 4 exons. The record is from RefSeq and is a predicted model, not a curated record. Gene Ontology annotation, biological process: non-motile cilium assembly. Gene Ontology annotation, cellular component: ciliary transition zone. The coding region runs from base 8 to 622 and encodes 204 amino acids.